This is a messenger RNA of Strongylus vulgaris, 1148 nucleotides long. The record is from the annotation of a GenBank genome assembly. NCBI's taxonomy places the organism in Eukaryota, Metazoa, Nematoda, Chromadorea, Rhabditida, Strongylidae.
AUGGCUCUUCGCGCAGUGGACUGUCUGUGGAAUGGUCUCCUAGUUGGGGAACCAUUGCGGCUGCUUCAACUUCUAUACAGUGUGUACGCUAUUGCCAGUCGCAAAGAGAACAAGGAAAUCAAUUUGGACAGCUUAACGUCAUCGAUAAUGCGUUGUGUACUGUACAUCUUGAGUAGACCAAUCGAAAAUGUACAAGUCCAAAUGUCCGUUUUGGACACCCUCUCCUCAGUGGUGACGAAACGGUACAUUUUUCUUUCCUCAAACGAGAGCUGGUUCUUCACUUCACUGACCCAUCUGAUCUUCAUGCUUAGUGUUACACCAGAUAUAAUGCAGCAAGAUGGGGAAGCGUUGGAGAAAGCGAGCGCGCAGGUCGCCGUGUGCGCAUCCAGAGUUUGGACAGAUGUGAUCUCAUCUAAGAAAGCAUUACUAGAAGAAUCAUUUAAGAAGCCAACAGUUUGUGAAUUGAAUGCAGCAAGGGCAUUAUUGGCAAAUGUCGCUGGCCAACACUGGCAUCAUUUUGUAGACAGUCAGCUGUCAGGACAUUGUCAAAAUCACACGAUCUCAAGAGAUAUUCAAACCCAGAUAAGCUCGAGUCGGUCAAAUAAGAUAACUCGAGUUGCAUCAGGCUUGAGCAAAUUAGCCAGCAAAAGAUCUCUGAGUUCGCAUGGAAGCAUCAGUGCCAUUUUACCUUGGAAGAAUGUGAGCGUGGAUAAGGAAGUAAGUUCAAAGUUGUGCGAAAAAGUUAUGACUAUCAAAAAUAAGUACCAUUUACAUCAGAUCCUUCGCUUGCCAACAAGGAACGUGGCGGUGAUUCACAUGUGGCUUCGAGUGCACGUUAGUCUUGUGAAGGAGUUGGUGGUAGCACAAGCUACGCGAUAUCACGAAUGGCAUGCGCAUGCCAAAAAGUGGUCAUUGCACGAAUGGCAUCAGCUGGAAGCCGAGCUUACGCGAGAGCGCGGGAUAUGGGGGCCUGAAAAAGCAUCGAUCCUCGACAAAUACAAACUUGACACCACCGAAGGACCAUCACGUACUCGACGAAAAAUGAUUCCUAAUCGAUUCUUUUACCAUACAUUUCCGUACAGGCCUCAUCUAGAUGAGCCUGGAGCUGUAAGUUUGAUUCCAUUAGAAGGCUACACAUCAAAAUAAAU